This is a messenger RNA of Oikopleura dioica, 1029 nucleotides long. The record is from the annotation of a GenBank genome assembly. NCBI's taxonomy places the organism in Eukaryota, Metazoa, Chordata, Appendicularia, Copelata, Oikopleuridae.
AUGAAGCUUUUUGGAUUUCUCCUCCAGAGCCAACUUUUGAACGCCCAAAACAGCGCCGACGAGUUCGAUUUGUCGCUGGAUCCGUUCAGCCCGACAUAUGUCAAGGACGUGCUGAGCUUCUUGGACCUGUUCGGCCCUGCUGUGCGCGAAGACGAGGAACUUGCCAAAGUGUUGCCGAACUUUCAAAAGCAAAAAACCACCCGCGGUAAUGAGCUCGACAGUGACCCGACGCGCGGCCUUCGCCAACUCAAGCUCAUGGUCGUUGCGAUGAUGGACCCGGCGAUUUCUCUGGGUUCUACUGGAACGGGAUUUGGAAGAUAUUGCUACUACGGUUGUCACUGUCUACCAGAUGCAGAUCAUAGCGAAUUUAAAGUUUUCGGAAAGCCAGUCGACAAUAUUGACAGAACUUGCCGCGACUUUGGAACUUGCUAUCAUUGUCUUAAGCUCAAACACCCCAAGUGCAUUCCCGAAAGGACGGCUUACAGGUUCCGCCUGAAGAAGAACAAAAGACUGGGCACGCGUAGCAUUGAUUGUCAACGCAACAAGGAAGGAAGUUGUGAGCGGGACACGUGCGAGUGCGACAAGUUCUUUGCCGAGACCGUCGCGCUCCAUGAGCGUGAAUGGAACCAGAGCUAUCACAUCUUCCGCGGCGGUUUCGACCGGGAUGUAGGAUGCCGUGCUGCUCCCGCGCCAGCUAUUCAAGCUGGAAGCUUCCAGCACCAAGAAGUCGCCACAGUUUUGGAAGAAGGGGGAGAGCCCAUCAAGGUCCAAUUCAACGGCGGAAACGGUGGUCUUGGGGGCCUUCCAGAGCCGAUCUUCAAUCAAGUGCGUCCGCGGCCGCUUCCUAGCGGGGCUAUCUUGGCCGAGCUGGUUGAUGAUUCCGAACCUGCGACCUGCUGCGGGAUGGAGACUUUUCCGUACGUCUCGAUCAAGAAGCCCGGGCAGGCGUGCUGCCGCUCCGAGUCCUACAACCCCUUUCUCAAAAAGUGCUGCAUGGGCAAGCUCUACGACUCCAACGAAGUCUGCUAG